AGGUAACAGAUGAAGAAAACUUCCCGGCCCUUUGGGUUUCCCGGCUUCCCCGCCUCCUGCCGGCUGCUUGGAAGACGCUAUGGGCCGGCGGCAAAGUCCAGCCUUGGGGCUUCCGAGGGAGCUUUGUUAGAGGUGCAGAUCUGAUUGUUACCCAAAGGAACAUCCCAUGGGACGGCCCCUGUCUGCUCCGGUGUUUGCCUUGUGGUGCCUCUUCCUGUUGUGGGGAGGAUGGCCCACAAGGGCAGAUUUGAAUGUCUUGAAUGUCAACUGCUACUGUGACUACGAUACAUCAAUCAGCUGUGAGUGGAAGAUGAACAGGCCGACCAACUGCAGCUCUGAAAUCUGGCUGUAUUAUGAACGGACUAGUGAUGACUCAUUACCUCAGAGAUGUACGCCUAAGAACAAGAGAGACAGCGAAGGCAUCCUACCCCUGGAGUGUGUGUGCCAAGGCAAAGCGGACAGCUUUGCCGUAGCAGAUGAGUACCAGCUGAAGAUUCAGUCCAAUACACGGGUCCUGUGGCAAGAAGCUAAAUUCUCACCUUCCCAAAAUGUGAAACCAAGAACCCCAAGAAACCUUGUCCUAUCUUCGGGAACUUCAAAAAAUGAGUUCAUCCUGACUUGGGACAGCACUUACCCUUCAUAUGACCUCUUGACCGACUAUCUUAAAUACAAGGUUAAGAUCCAGAAAAAAGGUACCACAUGGCCUGUCAAAGAACUGGAGACCUAUGGAGAAUCCAACCUGACCAUCUUGGCUAACCAACUAGAAAAUAAUAGAGUCUACAUUAUUCAAGUGAAAUCAGGAGUAUCCCCUUCAGAGUACUACAGCUACAGUGGACCAUGGAGCGACUGGAGCCACUCCAUCGAGUGGCAUAAUGAGUAUGAACAACCUUCUCUGACCCUAGAAUUGGGGGUGCUCAUUUUCUGCAUCCUGAUCCUGUUCAUUAAUUUGCUGUGCUAUUUCAGUGUCAUCAAGAUUAAAAAAGUGUGGUGGGAUCAGAUCCCCAACCCAGCCCAUAGUCGCUUAACUGCCAUCAUUAUUCAGAGCCAACAGCUUUCAGCAUGGAGGAAACUGCCCAAAGCAAAAGAAAAGAGAAAUUUCCCGCACUGGAAGACAUGCCUUUCCAAGUUGUUUCCCUGUUUGUUUAGCCAUGACUCAGGAGGGAAAAAUGAGCCCCAUGAUUUUUCUAAGGGCACUCAUCUCCCUCUCCGAAGCAAACUAGAAAGCUGGCCAAUGGAAGCCUGCAGAGCUGUCUUGAUACCAGAACAGAUCAGUGUGGUGCAGUCAGUCGAGCUUUGUGAGGCUGAGGUGGAAAGUGAGAAAGGGGACGCUGAUGAUGUAUCCUUCUCUCCAUCCCCAGAGAACAGCGCAAACAGCUUCAUACAGAACAAAGAAGCACUCAAAGCCAGGUUUGGCCAGACACUGUUCUUUGAUAUCAUAAAAGAGGAGACUUUUAUGUCAUGUUCCAACCAGCCAUCGAGGAAAUACAGGGACUCGACAGAUGCAACUGAGUCACCACCAAAUGAAAGCAAAAGUCCAAGCCACUGCUGGGACAGUCCUGCCAGGCUGGGUUCUCCCAUUUUCCAGAAUGGUUGCCUGAGUGUUCCACACAUUUCUGAGAGAUCUGACACUGUCUGCCAGAGUCUUUGCAUGGAUGCUGUUUCUUCCAAGGUCAGACAGCCUCCUGAGCCCCACCAAGAGCAGUGGCAGUUGCCUUCAGCGGCCCAGACUCCGGACUCUGCGUCAGCCUUAGGUUUAGCAAAUGCAUCCAUUUCAGAGGUACUCCAGGUUGUUGAUGAUAACCCUGCCUAUCGAAGCUUCAACAGCCUCCUGGCCCAAUCUUUGUCCAGGACUGAGGAAGAGCUGAGCCUUCCCUUAGGUUCAUCCAACUGUUCACAGGAACAGAUGGCCUUGUGCCACGGAGACCCUGAUCUACAGCAUGGGGUUAGCUGCUCAGAGGACUCCCAAACCUCUUCUUCCCAUGACUGCGAGCCGUCUUCUUUGCUUCAGUCAGAGGGAGAGAGCUGGGAGGAGAUCCUAAGACAGAGGGUUCUCAGACAAGAAGGUGCUGUCACUUGCCCCACCAUUUUAACAUCAUCGGGCUACCGGUGUUUUGACAAUGCUGUAAAGCAAGGCAAUGACCAGAAUUAUAAGGCAGCUAGCUUUAAUGUCCCCGGGGAAUCUGGGUAUCGAUCCUUUGCAAGUCUCCUAAAUUACCCUCCAGAGACCUCUACCGAGGAGUCCAAGUCUGGAAAAGAGAAAGGGGGAUACAGGCCUUUAGAAAACCUUGCUUCUCCUAGCCAAGAGGCGGAGGAGGUGACUCCGCUUCCACUAUUUACCUUUGGCCUGGAUUUAGGAGAAGCUAUCGCUCAGAAACACCAGCAUAGCCCCGUGCCCUCCAGUUUCCUCAAGAUGUAUGGUCCCCAGGAGACAACAGGGGAAGAAAUAGCAGAGCAUGCUCUGACAUUGGGCCAGGAUGGCACCGAGAAGCAUGACGACACCCCUGAAGAAUCCAAGGUAGAUUUCAGCAGUGGCAUAGUCUACUCCACCUUGACAUGUCACCUCUGUGGGCACUUGAAGAGAUGCCCAAGUCCAGAUGGAAAUUAUAAACCCUUGGGCAAUGCCCAGAGCACAAAAUGUAACUGUGUGGUUGAGUUCCCAGAAACAAUGCCUCAUCCUCUCACAAAAGCCACCAGCUUGUGCCCCCCGGAAAUAAUGAAGAGUCCAGAGAAUAGCGUGCCAAUGACCUCUUCUGUGGAGUUUCUGGGGGAGAGCCAUUUGGAGGAAGAGUCGUCUCUGGGAAUCUGUGUGUCUCUCCUUCCUCAGGACUGUGAAGAUCCAUUUGGCUCCACCUCAGAGAAAUGGAAAGGAUCCCCUCACCUAAAGGCCAGCUCUGGUGGUGUAUUGAGCCCAAGCCAGUCCAACAUGGCAGACUGCGAACAUGAAGGCAACACCUACAUAAAAGUUUCUUAGAUGAGCUUUGGGGAGCUUGGCAGUCCUCUCGAUCAACAGGAAUACACGCUUGGUUUAGGGAAUCAUGGGAUUUCCUUUGUGUGAAAUGUUUCCUGAGAAGAAGCCAGCAUGCCAUUGCUAUGACCUGAGCAGACAGCAGUUGUCCAUCUAUGAGCCAAACCCAUGAAUGCCAGCCUAAUGCCCAUUGCCUAGGGGUUGGAGGGGAGCAGCCUUGGGCCUCAGAGCAUACAAUCUUUAUUCUGGAGGCUAAGCAGCUUGCCACAGGAUGAAGAAGUAUGCCUGAGCAGGGCAUAGGGGGCUCUAACCCUUUUUCCAUCCUAUUCUCACUUCACUGUCCUAAAAGACCCUCUUUUAGGCUACUCACCCCAAGUGAAAUACAGGGACCUCAGAGCAGCCACCAGCCCAACAGUUUUUGGUGCAUCCACAAAACUUCCCUCAGAGCUGGACAUUUCUCAGGAAGAGCUUUGUCAAGGUCCAGGGUGGACAUAGUUGGUGACUUAUAGAGGAGCGGCCCCUCAGUUUUUUGAAUGUUCAUGUAUUUUCUGCCACUUUAUGCUCAGAUCAUUCCUUACACCUUUAUUCAAUUAUUUUAUGACCUGAUGAUUGUAGAAAUUGCAAUCCCCCCUGCACCUUUUCCAGUGGACACUGUCUUGGGGGUUUCUAGCCAGGGUCUAUUCCUAUCUUUCCCUCCUUCUCACUUGCCACACUAGAAUGUGGAAAAGCCCAAAGUGCCUUCUGGAAAUCAUGGAACAUUGAAGAUUAGAGCUCAAAGGGAACUUUGAACAUAGAAUAUCUGAGGAGAAAGGGACCUUAGCACAUAGAAUAUUGGACCCAGAAGGAACAUUAGAGACUCCAGAUCCCAUCCUUGUACCAAAGAAAGAAGAAAGGUGUGCACACACAGCUCAGUAAGUGGUAGAACCAAGGACUCCAAGCCAGUGCUUCUGCAAGGCUUCUGUACUAGUCAUGUAGUGAGAAGGCACAAGCCUUCCAAGUGAGAUACAGUGGGGAGCACUUCAAUAAUUACUCCUUAUAAUAGCUAGCAUUUAUGGAGUGCUUUAAGCUUUCCAAAAUACUUUACAUGGGGCAGCUAGGUGGCGCAGUGGAUAGAGCACCAGCCCUGGAGUCAGGAGGACCUGAGUUCAAAUC
Molecule: messenger RNA, 4117 nt
Organism: Dromiciops gliroides (monito del monte)
Lineage: Eukaryota; Metazoa; Chordata; Mammalia; Microbiotheria; Microbiotheriidae
Gene: IL4R
Product: interleukin 4 receptor
Exons: 10
Coding region: 167-2971 (934 amino acids)
Biological process (GO): production of molecular mediator involved in inflammatory response; cytokine-mediated signaling pathway
Cellular component (GO): external side of plasma membrane; membrane
Molecular function (GO): protein binding; cytokine receptor activity
Source: RefSeq, a predicted model, not a curated record